UACAAAUACUCUUAUUUUGAAAGAACCGACCAAUUGCGUCACUUCCGGUUGAUGGCGAGUCUCACAACAUCAAGCUAGAGCUGCGACUGAAAGCUAACGCUACAUCUAUUGUUAACAUAUAUUUAACAACAAACACAGAGGAAAAACAUGUCAGAUACGGAGACAAAACCAUCCAGCCAAGACGGGGGGGAUAAAAAGGAUGGAGAGUACAUCAAGUUAAAAGUGAUUGGUCAGGACAGCAGUGAAAUUCACUUUAAGGUGAAAAUGACGACACAUCUGAAGAAGCUGAAGGAGUCUUACAGCCAGAGACAGGGUGUCCCAGCAAGCACGCUAAGGUUUCUGUUUGAAGGACAGAGAAUCGCAGACAACCAAACUCCGAAAGAGCUGGGGAUGGAGGACGAGGACGUCAUCGAGGUUUAUCAAGAACAGACCGGCGGACUUUGGAAUGAUUAAACCUCCUGCAUUUCUAAAUCUUUUUUUUUUUUUUCCUUAUUUUGUAUUUUAUUUUGUAUGUAUGUAUGUACGUAUUUUUGUUCAGUUUCAAACCAUCUGGAUCAAAACCGACUCUAUCAGGGCUUCCAUGUGUGAGGGCAGGAAGGUGAACAGACUGAGGUAAGGACGAGGAAAAGGACAGCGGGUCUCUGCUUCUCUGAAGUGCAGGGGUGCUCAUGUCGUUGACCCAAGCAAUAGCGUUCAACGUGAGUGUUACACCCAAAUUAACAAACAUCUUGUUUUGUUUUUUAUCCUGUUUUUUUUUUUUUGGGAGGGGGUCAGUAGAAGCAAAGCAUGCUAUCAAGGAACAAUCUGCAUUAAAGGAGUAGUUCACCCAAAAAGGAAACUGUUGCUGUCAUCUAAUCACACUUAUUACAGUCACAAGACAAGUGAAGUUAUCAUAAUAUGACGUCACACAGUGAGUGCACUUGCACAGCUUUGUGUCAGCUUUCUCCAAAAGAACUGAAGUGCCUGCGAACACGGUUUUUAUUUUUUAUUUUUUAGAAUUAUAAAACCAGAAAAAAUGGCGUUCCUGUAUAAUUUUAAUGUUCUGAAGCCAAACAGUUGCACUUAGGUGCCAAGAAGUUAAAUAUUUACUUGUUUAUCUUCUUGAUUUUUAGCUCUUCACCCUGUUUUAGGAAAAUAUUGUAAUAACCAAUCAAGUUUAAACAGCUAAAUUGAUGAUAUUGAGAAUGUCAAGAUGUGAUGUCUUCUGUUUGACUUGUUGUCAAACAUGCACCUUACAAGCAAAACUUCCUGUGCAUGUUUGGCUUUUUGACCUCCGUGUGCUUGAAAAUACUAUGAAACUAGAUGAUCAUGAUGCAAAUAUAUGACUAAUGGAGCCACUUGAGAACAUAUGGACUUUGCAGCAAAAAAGCACAUAAGCCCUUAUGGCCUCUAAGUUUGAGGAGGCUGAAGCAAAGCUGUGUCAGCUGAGCAGAUAAUGUCAGAAAUAGAUUUGGAUGCACUGUUCCUUUUUAACUCUGUGUUUGACAAGCGGGGAUUCAAAAACUGGCAUCAGCUUCUGUUUCCAUUGUACAGGACAAAAACAAAUUUGCUUGCAUUCCUGUUAAUUUUGUUAAGGAGGAGUCUGACGCACCGAGUUAGACGUCAAAGAUGCAGUUAUUUGUACGUGAGGAAGCUCAUUCCACAUGCUGUAUCUUCUGUUUAACGUGAAGGGCGUUUAACAGAUGUUCUUACCAGAGAGAGGGUUCACUUUGAACAGCUGGAUUACUGGGCAGUCUCCCCCUCAGUACCACACGUAAUGAAAAGGAGUCAACAUUUGUUUCUGUCUAUUUGAAUCAUUUGCAUUUACAGCCUCUGUGUGCCAUGUUUGACGAACUGCACCCUCACGAAAUUGUAAAAUUAUGAUGAUAAUUGACCUGAUAAUGGAGAUUUUAAACACAUUUUUAAAUGAUUAUGUGCUUUACUUGUAUAUGUUGUAUUCAGUACUAGAGUGUGUUUGAAAUGAUAUGCCAUGUGUAUCUCCAGUGUUGUCUUAUUUAUAUUUGAGGGAUUCAUUCUGUAAUGAUAUAUCUAAAUAUAUACCCGUUAUGGAAAUAUUUUGCUUGCUGACGGUCACACAGUAUUUUAAACUCGGAUGAUUCUGUCCUCCAGCAGUUUGUUCAAGGAAAAAUCUUGCGAAUAGUCAUCUACAGUGACAUGUUAUACUGUGGUGUCAGUGCUUAUUCUUAAAGCUUUUGUUUUUGGAAAGAAACUCUCAAUCUGUGUACUGUUUUGAAGUUCCUCAAGAAGGUUACGAUCAUCAGCAGGCCCAAACUGUGUCAUCUUUGUAAUUAGUGUGAGGAGGUGAACGAGAAACAGCUCCUGAAGGAUGAAAUAACCAACAAAAAACAUGUUGAUGUCUGUUGACAAUCUGGUUAUUUCACUCUCCACAAACACUCAUAAUGCCAGGUUAAAGCUGCAGUGGGUGAUGGUUGAACCGCACCUCUGGGACACUUCUGCUUUCAGUGCGCACAAUACAGAAGCAUGUCAGCUGUCUACUGCCAUUCAUGAUGUUUUUUCCCACCAUCCACAAAAAUGGGAGUUCAAAAGCAAGAAAAGGAAAUAAAUAUCCUUUUCUAAAUGAAGUGAAGCGUUGAUUCGGUGAUCACAGGUCGUCUAUUAAAUGGUCGCCAUUUCCCAGAGGUGUGUGCAAUAAAAAAAAAAAUGAAAACUGUCCUUAAAAGUCAAAUAUUUCCUCAAUUGGAUUUUCUCAACCUGACCGACUGUUAUCAUCUUUCCUUCGUGCGUCAGUGACCGGCUCAUGUGAACUCCACUCCACCCAAACCCUCAGGCAGGAAGGGCCAUAACACUGAUCUCAGUGAUGUGAAGGGACUCUUCAUCAUUAGAGGAACAUUGAUACAGAUGGUUUGAAAUUCUGGAGAUGAGCUUUUUGCUUUUUUUGAAUAAAAUAUUUAAGAAAAUA
Messenger RNA from Siniperca chuatsi (mandarin fish), 2920 nucleotides. It is a transcript of the gene sumo1, whose product is annotated as small ubiquitin like modifier 1. The transcript has 5 exons. The record is from RefSeq and is a predicted model, not a curated record. Gene Ontology annotation, biological process: protein sumoylation. Gene Ontology annotation, molecular function: ubiquitin-like protein ligase binding; protein tag activity. The coding region runs from base 148 to 453 and encodes 101 amino acids. Gene Ontology annotation, cellular component: nucleus; PML body. NCBI's taxonomy places the organism in Eukaryota, Metazoa, Chordata, Actinopteri, Centrarchiformes, Sinipercidae.